GAACUGUGAUGCUGGAAACUUGAAUUUCCCUCGGGAUCUAUAACGUAUAUAUCUAUCUAUCUAUCUAUUAAAAGCAGGAUGUUUAGGAAACAGAUGGGAAUGAAUCAAUCAAUCUCAAGUUUGAACUUGUCAAAUAUGACGAUUUGCUGCGUUUCUCUGUUUUGUAUAAUUUUAUUAUUUAUUUAUCAUGUUUUUGAUUUUGGACUGAUGGUUGGACAAAACAAGACGUGAAUAAGUCAACUUGGCUUCUGGGAAAUUUGAAUGAACAUUUAAUUUUUAUUUUAAAUAUUUCCUUAAAAAAAUAAAUAAAACAAGGGUGGACUGAUUGGCAGAAUAAUCAAUGAUGAAAUAACCUUUAGUUGCACGCCUGGAUAAAUUGUGUGUGUUCACACAUAAAGAACAUUUUUUUUUGUUUAGGUGAUUCAAGCAGACUAAACAACACACUUACACAUAUCAGUUGUUGCAGUAAAUUCUGGACAGCUGCGGAUUUUCUAUUUCUAUUGGAUCUUUCUAUAUUUAAUAUCUAUUUUAUCCUGUCCUGUAAGAAGCCAUUUGGAUCACUGUCACACCACUAUAUCACUUCUCUAUUAGCGAGACUAUGCAUAUUUGUAAUUAUGUUCAAGGCUUAAUAAUUAAUUUUCAAGCUGUAUUGCAGAAUGUUUUCCAGAUGUCAUUAAUUUCUACAUAUGCAUCUUUAAAAGUUGGGCUUGUAGGUGUUUUAUUGCAUUUUUCUAAACUCAUUUAAUACAACAUGACAAAAGUUAGAUGAUACAAAAGUGACAGUUAUAAAUAUUGUCCUUUACAGCACAAACUAGUAAAACAACAGAUUUUAACAACCAUUUUUACAGUUUUAAAAUCAAUGACAGCUAUAGGUUUUCAGAAACUUCAACAGGUUUUCCUAGACAAAAUAAUAGCCCAUGCAUACAAAAGUAACUAAAAUAUUUUCUGUCUUUCACCAUGCCAUUUCAAUAUGAUUAAGAAUGGUAGAAGAAUGUGUAGGCCUGGUGAGCGUAGAGCCAGCAGACUUGAGACAGCAAUUUGAAAAGCUUUUCAUUGUAAGAAUGAAUACCUUUUUAUCUUUCAGAAAAUACUAAAUAGGCUUUGAGAAUCCUGUAUCAGGCUGCAUAUCAGACCUGUCAAUAUACAGUUUUGUUUUGACAGCAUCCCCAUGCUGUUGCCAAGGAUGCUCCAGAACACACACGCACACACAUGCUAUUCCAAGCACUCAGCUGCUGCUUGCAUCACCGAUUCCUCUGAGCGAGCUCCCGCUCUUGGUUUCCAGAGAAACGUAAUGACUUGCCAAUAAUGCGCAAGAGCACACGAGCGUCCUCCGUGUAAUAUGGUGAGCGAGAGGUCCCUGGGAGUGCCUGCCCAUUGUUUGCUUUAAUUUCAAAUUGCUCAAAUGCUCCAGUCGACACUGGGCACUGCACUAAAAGGGGGGUGCGGGAGGGAUGGGGGAAGCUGGGGAAAAGGGGAAAAAAAGUGAAUUGUGUGUGGCAGGGGAAAACCUAUUAGAGCUGGAGAGAACAAAGGGAGGCGAAGGAGGGGGCAGCAGUUGUGGAGGGGCCCAUAUAGCUACUGAAACACUGAAAAUGGCAAAUGAUUUUUACAACUUGCACUUGAUUAAGUCAAAGUCUGCACGAAUCAUGUAAUGCUCCUCGAGCUGUCAAGAGAAGAGCUUUCUCCCAGACAAAAAAAUUGCAGCGACACUAUCUGCUUCCAACCUCUAUUGGGUGACCCCAAAGUACAGAUAGCACUCAGAGAGCUUUUAUGUAAUUUAAAGUAUUCUAUGGUUAUAACCAGGCAGUCCUAUAUGUUGGAGCUUUGUUGUUCAUACUGUACAUCAAGUUGGUGUUUGGAUGUGGAUCUCUAACUCCACUGCAACAGCGUUUCUGCUACAGGCCUUGAUCUGUUUGGAAAAAUUGGCUGUCUUGUCUCGAACGUAUUCUUUCACCACACAAAAGAUUAAGAUUCAACACACUGAAGAAACAUGUACCAUUUUUUCCACAAUGCAACUGUAGCCUAUAGAGCAGGAUUUAUGCCAUAGGCUACUGACACUCAGGGUUUUCAAACAUUUUGUCUGUAUAUUGUGCAAGAUAUGGUAAUCUGUUGGACCUAUAGUGAGAGCAGAAAUACACCAAAGAUGGAGACAGCAUCCUCAAAAAACAUAUUUGAUUGUUAUAUUUUUCAUUCCAUUGAUUUUGCAAGCGUUUAAGAGAACUAUAUAGAAACAAUGUAUAGAAAUAAAAGGGUUUAUUUAAUUUGCUCUUCUUGCAGUAUGCUCAUUCAUAUGCCUUUGUAACUCUUUUCUUGGUCUAUGUUUAAUUGUCAGAAAUUUGACUUCGCAGCUCUUGAGAUUUAAAUAGUCAAAGGUUCUCUCGUGACCGGCUCCUGGUUAUGUUUGCAUAGGCUGAGUGAAGUUUUGUGGUCUCCCUGUGCAGGAUGAGGAACGUAUAAAAUAUGCCGGGAGGAAAGACAACACAGGGAAAAGCAGCCCCCGCACACUUCUACUGGUGUAUACACCUACCCCUCGUCCUGCUGCCGACCAGAGGGGAGUGGAGCCGGCAGAGGCAGGUAGCAGCAGCAGCCCCGGCUCUGGUGGACGCAUCCAUCGCAUUCCUCCACCUCCACCAUGCCGGACCGGGGCAAGAAGCGACGAGUGGAUGCUGUCAACCUAUUAGACACCGGCAGCAGCUCCAUUUAAGCGUCCAAAGUUUGCAUUUUGCAUGACGCAGCAGUGUGGAUGGAUUAGAGCAAGGAUGCCUUGAGCUUUUGCGACCCCCCCAUAUGGUAUAAAAUCCAUAACAUAACUGAGAGUACAUGGAUUAAUAUUGGGAGCGAAAUCCAUAUAACAUGGGAGACCUGGAGUGUGGCUUUGAGGAGAUGCAAGGAGUGAGAUUGGGCUACCUGCUCAUCAGAGGCAAGCAAAUGUUUGCUUUGUCUCAGGUGUUCACCGACCUGCUGCAGAACAUCCCUCGCACCACGGUGCACAAGCGCAUGGACCACCUGAAGGUGAAGAAGCACCACUGCGACCUGGAGGAGCUGCGCAAGCUCAAAGCAAUAAACUCGAUAGCGUUCCACGCGGCGAAAUGCACGCUGAUAUCGCGGGAGGACGUGGAGGCUCUGUAUGUCUCCUGCAAGACGGAGCGGGUGUUGAAGUCCAACAAAAGGAAAGCGAAAGCUGCGUGUGUCCCCGUGGGUGAGGAGGAGGAGGACAAGUCACCGGGGCUCCUCGGUGCAGACGCAAAACUGUGGAAGGAAAAAGUUUGGUUUAGUUUAGUCCCGGAGACUGUCACUACACUCCACAACAAACCGGGCAGCAGGAGGAGAGAGCUGACUCCAUGCCUUACCGACUCCAAACUACCUCAAUUUUACCACAAAACCAACGGACGGGAGUACCGUGCGGUGACCAAGUCCAGUCACAAACACUUUAAAAACUAUGAAACAGCGAAAAUAGCAGGGAACCGCGUUACUUUGAGCCAAAGGCACUCGUUUUUCCGGAGCGCAGUGAGCCGGCAGCCGGUGGCGCUUCAGUCCGCCAUAGCUGCUGCUGCUCAGUCCAGGCUGCUGUCGCGCUCAGCCGGCGACCUACUUCACAAAAGGAAGAGGAGGCGCGAGGGGGGCAGCGCGAGGCACUCGUGGAGCAGGAGCAGCAGACACGCGCACCAGCACCAACACCACCACCAGGUACCGCCGGUGCUGCUCGUGCAACCCAAAUCACCCGGGACCACCUCUUUCGGUGCUUUCCACCUGGGUCCGGAUUUCUAUCUUGACCCCAGACCUCACCAUCAUCACCACCACCAGCAUCAUCAUCAUCAUCAUCACCACCACCACGACGACGAAGAGCAGCCCGGCAGUUUCCCGGAGAGUUACAGCAGCGACACUGAGUCCAGCACCACCUACUCGGACCGUGCGUACCCGGACUCGGACUUUGGGUCCGGCCUCUCCACCACCAGCAGCACCAGCAGCUCCGAGGAAGAGGAGGAGGAGGGUGAGGAGGAGGAUGAAGAUGACACGCAGUCGGAGAGUUCAGAGGUCAGCUCAGACGAGGAGGAGGAGAGCUCCUCUCAGUCCGACUCCAGCUCGGUUUCUAGCCGCGUUUCGGUGCAGAGCAUCCGGUUCAGACGCGCCCGGGUCUCCGGUGUCAACUCCAGUAAAGCACCUUUGGUCCUGCAGCCCACGUUUCACUACCAGCAUCAACACAGGACACUGGGCCAUCAUGUUGCAGGAGAGAAACGUCAGAAAUGUGAAUUUAUAUGCAGUGAAACCAGAAAGGACUUUGGACACAUACAGACAACACCAAAAUUUAACUCAACGGGGGAGAGCUUUUUCACUGAGUCCAAAAGGGAAAAGGCGUUUUUUGAGGCUGACCAUGUGGACCAUGUGCUGGCUCCUUAUUCACCGGGACCCAACCGGAAUAAAGCGUUUCACCUCUCACGCAGGACACCCUCCAUGAAGUGCCCACCGGGACUGAGCGCACAGGACAAAGAGUUUCCCAAAUGCACCGAGAAAAGAGAGGCGAGAGCCAGCAGCAGCAGCAGCAGCCUGAAACUGCCCUCUCCACUGAAGAAAAUAAAGACCGAGCCAGAGGAGCUUUCUGUGACCGCCUCCCUCUAUUCGGAUACGGGCAGCAGGACAGCCAGGACGCUCCCCUUCAACCUCCACAAUGUGAAAGUUAAAGUGGAGGAAAGCUGUGAUGAAUACGAAUACCAGCAGGCCACUGUAGUCAAAUGCAAAGGAGAUAAUAAGACGGAGAGAGACUUUUUCAACAGCGGGGUUAAAUCCACAGAGAAGAGCCCAGAUGAUGUGGCUCCUCAGGAAUACAGGAGCACCCUGCAUGACGCACCGUGCAUGGAGGAGGAGGUGGAGCACAUAAGGAACAAAAACUGCAAAGUUCCAGUGCCUGGGAAUAAUAAUAAUAAUAAUAAGAAACCUCGUGUCUCCAGGACGCAAACAAAACAAAACGUGCCCAACAAGGCUGCCUCUUCUUCCUCCUCCUCCUCCUCCUCCUCCUCUUCUUCUACUUCUUCUUCGUUACGCAGCACUGUAGCAUCAUCGCCUGCAAAAACGCCUUUCAGCCUGAUGGCAAAUUUCCCAUCCCCACCGUCGCUGGUUGUUGGCAGCGACGGGGAUUUGUGCCCAGCUUACUCCCUGAACUCUCUGAGGGGCCCCGGGCCUCCCCCUCCGUCCCACCCCGUGUGGAGGUGGCAGCCAGGCGGCCACAUUCUCCCUCCCCCACCCGCUCCUCAGAGAACCAGGAAAUACUGAGCUAUAAAGCAAAAAAAAAAAAAAAAGCCCCACACCGUGUCCAUCUCCUAGUCUUAACGUGAGCGCACCAAAUUGCUCGCAACUUUUGCAAAGGUGUUUAUUAUUGUUAAUGUUUUAUUUUAUUUUUUUCCGUGAAUGUUUUAUUUUUUUUUUACAUUCCUCUUUGUUUUGAAGUUUUUAAUCGAGGAAAACCCCACAAGAGAUCCCCCUUUUUGGAGCCUCAGAAAAAAAACGCCCACAUGGACUGUGAGACAACCGCUCGUGGAUUUUACGCUUAAAGAAAAAAAACUUGUUUAAAUAAGCUAUCAAUCCUAAGCAAUAUGUUCUCGUUAUUGUUGUUUUACUUGACUGUUUUUCUGAUUUCGCUUUUACGCGCGACCUGUUGGAUUGUAAUGGUGCCAGGGUUUUUCAGUGGCUUUGUCUGAAAAAGGAAAAGGGGUUAAAAAGAAAAACAGCAUUCCUUGAGACGACUCUUAAUCUAGCUGGGAGCAAGUUUUUACUUAGUAAAUCAGAAGGAGAAAAAAAAAAUCAGGGUUUCCCAUUCUGUGCCACCUGGUGUGUUUUAUAUAUCAAAGCUGUUGCUGACCAGCUUGGCCACAGUGGCCCAUGUGUCCAAGUGUUCAAUUUCAGAGAAUUGUUUUUAAAAAAAAAAUGUUUUUAUCUAGCUCACAGUUAAGCCUUUAUUAGAUUUGACAGGAAUUAUUUAUUCCUGGUGGUUGUGGGUGUUUUUUCUUUCUUAUAGGGUGCUUGUGAUUUUCAGUCUUGUUUUUUUUUAGUAUUUCCUGGUUUGCAAAAUGUGCAGCUGCGCACAGAGGCAGACCCAGACACAACACAGGCCUUAUGUACAGACAAUCAAACAUAAUAAGGCUUCAUAGCACGUUAUAUAGGUCUCACAAUGGACUCAAGUCAUGUCCCUCCUGGGCCACCUGGCACACCAUAUUUGUCUGUACUUGCGUUUAGAAAACAAAGAAAAAGGAAAAACGCAGACAUACCGACAAUGUCCAAGAUAGGCUAUAUGGAUGGGAUGUGAUUCAGGAGUCACAGUGGGGAAAAACAGCACCAAAACAGUGUGGAACACCUUCUAGCUCUGGCUACUCAGAAACAAUGCGACAAAGCACAAGAGAUAGGCUUAAAUGCAUUGCACUUUGAUACUGUUUGGGGGGGGGGGGUCUUGUUUCAAGCUUUAGGGUUUUCUGACUAGCCUGUGAAAUGAUGUCUGAGAGAUGCUGAUAGAAAAAAAAACAUGUAAAGAUGAGACUGUUUGAUUUGGAUGUACUGUAAGGCCAAACUGCAUUCAUUUAACUGAAUAUUUAGGAUUCACCCAGUUUCCAACCAUGCCAUGAUGGUUUUCUGAUUUUCUAUCAUUUAAUAAUAUGCUCACUGUUGUUCUAUUUUUUUAGUUGAAGGAAAAAACGCCAAUUAUUUCCCUUUUAUUGCACACCCAAAAUACAAUCAGUUUUUUAAAAAAAUAUUGCUUUCUUUAUUAUGUCACCAUCUCAUUAUCUUUAGCCUUUUGAACAUGGCCGCUCAGUGAAUGUAGUACCCCACAGAUCUGCUUCAUUUACUCCCUAAAUCCAGUGAUAGACUACACACACCUUUUUAAACAGGAAGUGAAGCUGCACCUUACAUGUGAGGUGUGUUUUAAGUGUAGAUGUGUUUUUUUUAAUGGCAGUGCAGGACGCAAGCUCUGCUAAUUGGCAGGCUUUUUUUUUCCUGUCUGCCACAAAGAGAGGCCCAGCUUAUAUGGCGAGCCAGAUCACAACAAACCCAAAGCCCAGUGAAUGAUGUCAGCCCCCUCACACACAAGCACAGCAAAAAGGGUGCAUUCAUUCAGAUGGAUUGUAGAAACUAUUUAAUGGGUGAUUGUAAAAAAAAAAAAAAAAAAAAAAAAAAAAGGGGAAAAA
Messenger RNA from Sebastes umbrosus (honeycomb rockfish), 7172 nucleotides. RefSeq names its product SKI/DACH domain containing 1 (gene skida1). The coding region runs from base 2854 to 5268 and encodes 804 amino acids. The transcript is spliced from 2 exons. NCBI's taxonomy places the organism in Eukaryota, Metazoa, Chordata, Actinopteri, Perciformes, Sebastidae. The record is from RefSeq and is a predicted model, not a curated record.